GAAAAGGAAAACCCGAGAGUGAUGUGACGUCUGAACAAGUAUGGGAGAGAAGGUGGGUAACGCGGAGGUGUUGGUGGGGGGUACAUGGCACCAGGCUCGCCUCACACUCGAGGGCGACCUGCUUUUUGUGACACUCACGGACCUCGACGACCUCAACCUGCAAGGCUCAGAUGGUGAGGGAGGCCCCAGUGAUGUCCCUGAGCCAAUAGCCAGCCAGAAGCGGGUCGUUCAGAUAUGCAAGUCGGACAACAAUGGCCUCGGGAUAUCCAUUAAGGGUGGACGCGAGAACAAGAUGCCCAUCCUCAUUUCCAAAAUCUUUAAGGGAAUGGCUGCAGACCUGACCGAGAACCUUUACGUGGGUGAUGCCAUCCUAUCCGUCAAUGGCGAAGACCUCAAAGAAGCCACACACGAUGAGGCCGUCCGAGCUCUCAAACGAGCAGGCAAAGUUGUUACACUAGAAGUUGUGCCGUCCUUCUACAUUACAGUUAAAUACCUGCGCGAGGUAACACCAUACUUCCGCAAGGCUUCAGUCAUGGCUGACAUCGGCUGGGAACUCCAGUCAGGGUUCCUUGGUGCAGAAAAUGGGUUCCUGAACAAUGACGAGGACCGCAGCUCCCCUGUCAUGACCAAUGGACCUGACACACGCUCGCUGCCACUGCUCUUCUGUCACUUGACCCGAAAUUACAAAUGUGAAGAGCAGUACAGCUUAGAACUGCACUCACCUGACCGCCUGCACAGCCUCAUGAUCAAGUGCCCAUCAGAAGCAGACAUUACCGGGUGGUACAAUGCCCUCCACUCCACACUGGAUCGCCUCAUGCAGUCGGCCCUCCAGCACGCCAACAAGAUGCUAGGUGAUGUCCUGGAUAAAGCCACUAUACAUCACAUAGGCUGGCUCAAGCUGAAGGUGGACCAGGGCAAGGAGGAGUGGGAGCCUCAGUUCUGCGCAGUCACAGACCAUGAUAUGAUCCUCUUCCAGGAGGUUCCCUGGACAAAAGAAGCUUGGGCAAACCCCCUUGUUUUUUACCCACUACUUGCAACUAGAAUUGUCAACUCGACACAUAAGGGAUCUCUAGGAGGCAGUGAGCCCAUCACAAUGACCAUGCGGUGUGGCACGCAGGAGGGCGUGUGCACGAGUGUCUUCCGGCACGACACUCAGCGUGACCUAGCUACUUGGGUGAAGGUGCUAGUCCAGGGAGCACACAAUGCUGUGCAAAGACAGAAGGAAGUUGCUUGCUAUUGUGAGUGGAGGGGAGUCGAGGCCAAGCUAGUCCUACAUCAUGAGGACGGCUUCACACUGCUCUCGACACACGAUGCAGCAGGUGGGCGUGGACGUGUUCUAUGGACACAGCCCUUCCACAAACUAGUCAUGAGCUCAGAUGAUGGAGCGAGACUCAUCUGGCUGCGCUUUGACGGGGACAUGGAAGUUGAACUGGACCUAAAAACCAACCCCAAGCCAUUCGUGUUCAUCCUGCACACCUUCCUGUCAGCCAAGGUUCACCAACAGUCCCUCUCCUGACGCAAGCUGGACCAAAAGACCUGGACACGACCAUCAGUCACGGGGCCAUCUGAUGCCAGUAGCAAAGCUGAAGCCCUUGACCAAUCCAAUCCUCCCCAACCAAACACGAGAAGCUUGUCAAACCAAGCUGGGGCAACCCAAGCCAGCACAAGUCAAGCCAGUGCAAGCAAAGGAGGGAAAGCCCCCCCUUCCUCUUCGCCAGGAAGACCAUCCGCCCAGAUUGAGCCCGGAGCAGCUGCCGCCCUCCAGCCCGAGCCACGGUCACAGCUGAAAACCUCCAAGGGCCAGGCUGACCUCAAGAGUGUUGCCGCGGCCAAAGGAACUAAAAUCAACUGGUGCGCGAGUUAAGAAUGGUCAAUGCCUAGCAAUCCAAUUUUAUUUUAAGGGAGGCCAUUUAUUCAAAGGUAAAAGGUAAAAGUUUAGUAAAAGUGAUUUUUUUAACGAGAGUGGUAAGACCAAGAAUAUUACAUUAUCCCCAAGAUGAAAGAUGCCGUGAAGGGGCGAACCUUCUACUCCUUUCCUUUCAGUGAAUGCCGAAAAUAAGAAACUAAGUCAUGAGUCUCGGAAUAGGAAAGGAGAGAUUAAACAGCCUCCAUGUGGUUUAUUUUUUGUUUCAUAGUUUAAGGAUUAGUGAACUAGUUUCUUUUCUUUCCCUUCUUUCUUCUCCUUUUUUGUCUCUCUCUUAUUUUUAACAUGUAAAUGUUAUGCACUGUUCUGUAUAUACACACUUGUAAUAUAGAGACAUGUUCACAUUUAGUUACAUCAGACUCACACAUAUAAAUGAAAUAUUAUUUACAUAGUUGUUAGAUGAAAAGUAUAUAGGAUUAUUUUUGUGUGUUAAGGGCUGGUUAGCACAAUGGGGUUCAUACGUCACGUCGAUUCUAGUGGACCGCAGACGCUGGAGACACAGCGAUUCAGACCUUCCUCUCACCCGUUCAGUCCCGUCUUCUUGUUAUCGAUAGCUCAACUCAGGAUCAUGAAUCUGUUGGGGAAGUUGUUGGUCCCUAAUCAUCCCCUUCUUCCCUACCCCUCUACUAAUUAUUAUUAUUAUUUUUUUUUUUUUUUUUAUUGUACAUUUCUCUUGACUCCUAAUACUGCUUGUGGUUUUUGCCAUCCCAUCCUCCUCCCCGCCAACCCAAAUUGUUCCCUAGCAGAAGUUCGGUUAUAGCACGAAGAGAUAUUCCCAGCAUGAGUUAGCUAUUGCAGCAAGUCUAGGGGUCGCGCAUCCCGGAGGAGCGAAGGUACGAAAUAUUUCUUGGUGCCUAAAAAAAAAAUGGAUGCUGAAUUUUUUUUGUGAUAAACUUUUUGUAGAAGUUUCCCCCCAUGCAUGUGGCAUUUACAGCUGUUUUAUGGUAUAUAUGAGCUGCAUGUGGCAUGUUUUUGUUUAUGCUUUAGAUGGGAAGAGUAUUUAUAGAUAAUUGUUGAUUAUGCUUCUGUUGUUAUUGGAAUAUGUACAUUGCUGUGCAUCAAUGUUUAUGGAUAAUGGGAGGUAAUUUGCUCCCUUUUUUUAUUGAUUAUUUCUAUAGUGCUGGAAAUCUAUUUGCAAAGUCUAGAGCAGCAAUGUUGUGGAAGUUUAUUGAUAAAAAUCUUGGUAGAUAAGGAAAGGCAAGUGUAGACAUCUCCACAGACACAUUGCUGCCUACCCUCUCAGGCACAUUAACUUUUUUUCUCUUUCUCUCUCACUUUCUUUUCCUUCCUUCCUUUCUUUCUUUAUUCUUUAUUGUCUUCCUCUCUUCUUUGUAGUCUCUUCCUCUUUCUUCUUUGUUGUCUCUUCCUCUUUCUUACCCUUCUUUAUUCUCUUUCUCUUUCUCUUGUUCAUUCACUCUUUGUUUUCCUCUUUUCUUCUUUCCUGCCUCAGUCGAGCUCUUACACAAAUUAUUAUUCUAGCUGCUGUUGUGGAAUUUUCAUAUUUUUGACAAAAUAAUGAAAAAAAAUAGAGGAAGACACUGCAAUCUUACUUCUUGAAGAAAAAAAAAAGUUUUGCUUUUUCAGAAGUGAGAUUCAUAUGGUUUUCUUAUACAAUCAAAAUGCUGUUGUUGAGAGCCUUGCCUAUUUGUUUUCUGUAAUGGAAACUGUAUGCAUAUAUAGUUGUUGUUUGUAUUCUGGGAUCAAGCGAUGUCUUCGGAAUUGUAUUUUGCAUUAUAGAUUCGAGAUAAUUUCCAAAUUUUGUUGAUGGAAAAGCUGGGGAGUUUUUUUUUUUUGUGUGUGUGUGGUAUUUAUUUCUAGGUUGAACUAUUUUGCAAGAAGUAUAUGGCAUCAUAUCAAGUAAACCACCAAACUAAAAGCUGUAUUUUGCAGUGGUAAAAAGCAAACAAAACAAGACAAAAAAAAAAAAGUAAAAAUAAAGGGCUACUGUUUGUACCUGUUCCCAUAAUAGCCCUUUUUUUUAUAAUGUUAUAUGGAAUGUUCUCUAAUAACUGUGUGAGUCUGCUCUGUGUUUGUUUCUUAUCUCCUGUGUAUUAUGUUGUGAAAAUUAUCUCUCUUUUUUCUCUUUUUUUUCUUCCUAGUGUGAUUAUUUUUAGCUUUUGAGUUAACUUUACUAACAUUGUCUUCACAUUGGGUAAGCUGUUACUGUUAGAAUUGUAAAGGAGGACACAGGACUUCCUUGAAUUGUAUGGGCAUUGUACCUGAGCCCAUGUUUAAAGUCACAGUCUAAGCUUGAAGGUGUUCCACAUAGAGCUAGACUUUUUCGUCCAAGUAUACCACUUGUUGAUAGACAGAAUUCUUGUUGCUUAUGGUGUGUUUGGAAAACCCUUUAGGCUCUGAGAAUGACGACGUUGAUAAGUAGGUCUCAUUAACUUGUGCUUUUGGGCCAUUCCUUUGUCAGAACGAACUGGCAAGGUGUCGUAAUGCAAUAGGAUUUUAAGAUUAUGUAAGCACUUUGUGUGUCUUUGUAGCUAUGUUCAUUAUGAUCAUAUUUUGUUAUGAUUUUUUUUCAGAACUGCUGAAAUCUAUUAUUUAUUACUUGAAGAAAUUUUGAUAUCUAUAUGCAGUAUUAAACUAUUAUUUAAUUAUGUUUAUAAACUCAUAGCAUGGCUAAGGACCUGCCAUAGCCAUAAUGUAGAUAUACAUUUGUUUACACCUUUGUAGGUGUUUACAGUUCAAUGUUCUUGCCCUUUCAAGCUUUAAAGCAUAAUACAGCUACAACCCAAAUUUACUGUAGAGUUGAGUCCUGGAUGGGAUCAGGAAAGGAACAGACACUUGCCAUGGGAGCUGAGCUGCUCGUGAGAAUUCUUUGUUUUGUUUGUUAAUGUUUUCUUGUUUGAAUUUUUAAAAAAGCAGUACUGAUGUAAUUCUAGGGUAUUGUUAUAUUUCUUUGGAUUUUUGCAUAUUAUUGUUGGUUUGUGGGUGCUGUAGUUAGCUCCAUAACCAGAUUUGAUUGUAAUCUCUCUCUCUCUCUCUCUCUCUCUCUCUCUCUCUCUCUCUCUCUCUCUCUCUCUCUCUCUCUCUCUCUCUCUCUCUCUCUCUCUCUCUCUUUUUCUUUUUUCUUUUCUUUUUAGCAUAAUCAUUUCUGGGUAUUGCAGCUUCGAAAGGAAUCCUCCAAAUUAUUUUAUGAAUCUGGUCAGGAGUGAUUGGAAAUGCACUUUGCUCAAUGUGAUAACAAAGGUAUUAGUAAGAACUUGUCAGCAUAAUUUAUGGUAAGACAUUAAUGUUAGGGAAAAAAAAUAUUUUGUAUGUGCUGGAAGGGUCUUUUUUUCUUCUUCUUUCUUUUUUUCUUUCUUUCUUCCUUUUUUCCUUUCUUUUCUUUAUUCUCGUUUUUUUUCUUCUUCAUUGCAGUGGCAGGGAAAGCAAAGAGGUUUUGCAGUGGGAGUUCGUUACUGAUGAGCUUUGAUGUAUAUUUCAGGUGUAUUGUUUUUGAUUCAUAAGUAGCAGCAUGUUUGCUUCUCAUCAUGCUUAUGUAAAAAACAGGAGAGGAUUUUUCACUCAUAAGAACAGCACCAUAUAAAAGAGCUUCGACCUUUUUUAUCGAAAGACUUAAAGCUUGCCAGUUUAGUCUGCUGUGUACUGUUGGCUAAUGCAUCUGUAACCUUUCAUGACAGCCUCUCCAAGACUUCCAAACUGUUACAUAUCAUAUGUCAGGGUCGUAAGAUAUCCCAGUCUCAAAAAAUAAGUCUUGGAAAUUGGCCAAAAUGCUUGGAAUUUGAGACUAACUUUUGUAUAAAUUUGGCAUUUGAUGGAGUACCUUUGUGUUCUUUCCUUUUGUAGAGAGAGCAAAAACUGUUUGAGAGAAAAGAAUUUUGUAUUUAACUUUAUAUAUAAAAAAAAUUAUAUGUGAUGUCAUACAGAAAGUUCAUCUUUAUAGAAUUAGCAAGAAUCAAAUUUUACAACUAAGGAUUCUACAACUCGUAUCAGUUGACAAAAAAUCAAUAAAUAAAAAGAUAAUAAAAAAUCAAAACAAUAUAAAGAUCCCAAUUUUUUCCAUUUCAAGUAUUGAGCUUUUGUAAGUUUUAUAUUCACUGAUGGAUCAGUAAUUGAAUUUCUCAUGAACUGGCAAGUACAUGUCACUUCUUCCCCCUUUCUCUCUCUUUCCUUUUCUCUCCCUACUCUUUUUGCAUCUCUCUUCUUGUUAUCAUUAUCACAGAAAUUUUACAACUUUUUCUUCAGCAGGUCUCCUUAUUGUGUUAAUAUUAGAGUAUGUGUUUGUGUCCUGAAAAUGAUAUCUGAAUGCAAAUUUCGUGAAAAAAGGCAAUCUUUCUUUUUUAGCCAGUUUUGAUGAAGGUCUUUUGUCCAUUAUAAAGGAAAAGGAAAAAUUAUCUGUCCUAGAUGGGUGCUAUAUAGGGAGGGUAUCUGUUCCUUAACAUACCAACUAACAACUAACUUUCCUUAAAGGGAUUUUUGUUAGUGCCCGCUUCUUCUUUUGAAGACAGCUGUGGUGUUUCCUUGCAUGUUCUUUUCUUUUUGUUUGUCCCAUUGUUCCUGGAAGUAGAAGGGCACUGUAGUCAGUCUGUGAGAUUAUGGAUCUGGGGAAGGUAUUUGGUGGGCUGAGUGAAUCAAAAGGCCACGGUCAGAUAUUACAUUUUUUUCUGGUUGAAAUUUGAUUAAUGAAGAAUUUGUGUGAAUACUUGCCCCACUGCCCCAUGAAUUUUAAGUAUGUGAAUAAUCAUGGGCAUUUGUACUUUUGUUUUUUCGCCUUGAUUUUGAAUCUAUUCAUUGAGAAUGUAUCAGUACAAGAGAUCUGGUUGGUGGAAAUGCAGAGUAAUGAUCGAACAAUGACUACGUUGGACUUGCCCACAUUCACGGUAAUGUAUGCUUGAGCAAGUUAUAGAAUCUCAGAGAAUAACACUAGGUUUCCGGCUAUCUGUCACUGUUAUACUGCAUGGUAACUUGGGUCGCUAGGAGGAACUGCUUUGACCGAUCUUGCAUCCUGCAGGAUAUAGCUUGUUAUUUGUUACAGCUUGCUUGUAAAGUGUUGCAAUAACAGCAUCAUUUAAUGUCUCUGGAGGUGUUUAUAAAGCAUGAUAAUUUACACAAUGCUGAGAACUGUAUGAGAGAUAUGUUAAUCUUGGCAUCUUGGUGAGUUAUGUCUGGCAUUCAUAUGUCUGUACAUGUCUGUAUUGACUCAGCCAAGGUUUCUAAAAGGCAAGACUCCUUUUUGUUAAGAUGUCAGGUUACUGAGGGUAUUAACAUAAUAACAAAAGAUAAAGUUUUCAAUAAAGUCUUGUGAGGAUGGGUGUAGAUUAGUUGGCGCCAUUCCGUACAUGGACGAUUGUCCAGCUCUCAGCCAGGCUUGCGAGAUGUCAUCCUCGCAACCAGGACAUGGACUUGUGGCAAAAUAAGGCAUUACCCAGCAUCUGGUAACAUUCUUCACCUGUCACCUAAGGGUAACUUCAGAUUUAACUUAGAUGAUGGGCAUUCCAAAUUUUAAUGGUUACAACUAACACUACACUGGCUGUCCAGAACCUGGUUAACCAGAUGCUGUUAAGGCCAGUUGCUGCUCUCUAAGCUGGCUGUCAAGACUGUGGAUGUCAGGACUGGUCGCUAGCAUCAAGUGAGCUGGUAUCAUUUUGUACCUCAGAUUUCCCUAAGCCUUAACUAUCAUCUUACCUAAUGAUCAUGUGGAACCUUCCUUCUAAUCCUCAUGGUAACUUUCCAGCCUAAUCUUUUUUAACAUUAGGCUAUUUAUAACACUGCCAAUAUUCACCUUUCUGCGUAUAUUCACACACACAAAAGUCUAUAAUUUUGUACCGGUAAGCCAGUUACGAGAUGUCAUGAUUUUUUAGUCUGUCUUCUAUUCACAGACAUUCGUAGGGCAAUUUAGAUUAAUAUGAACUUUUGCAGUAAUCUAAUGGUUGAUUUGAUGUUUUUGUCAGUUUCUGUAAAUUUUACAUAUCACAGUAAAAUAGAAUUCUUGUUUAGAAUUGUAUGAUUAAAAAUGUUAACUUUCAGUAGAUUGCAAGAGAAAAUGAUGAAUAGACUUGCAAGUUUGCAGAAUUCAGACAUGCAUCAUUGGUGAAAAUAUAACCAUGAUAGCAGAUUUUCCCUAUGAUGAUUAUCUAGUUUUAAAAGAAUCAUUCACUCUCAAGCUAACAGACAGAUUUUAUCUUGGAUCCCCCAACAUCAAUUCCUGACAAAUUCUCCUUCAAGCCAAUUUCUUGGGCUAAAGUGCCUGUACAUUCCACUUCCUAUUAAAGAGUUUUACUUGAUGUGGAGUUAGUCCUUGGUCCCUUGGAGGCUUAGCAUAGGGUGAAGGAUAAAAUGCCUUGGAUUGAUGCCAGCUCUGAGAAGACAUCAAUAAUUGGGGUUAUUUGUAAGAUUCGAUUGCCUCUACUUCCACAUAGCUUUACUACAGGUGUGUACCUUUUUGCGCAGGAUCCCUGUUGUUAGCUUUUAAGAAAGUAUGGAACUCUCCUUCUAACCCCUUCCCCCUUGUAUCCAUUUUUUAAAUGUAGUGAGUAAUAGUGUAAAUAUUUUAUUCUCAUGACAGUGACAAGCACAAUCCCGACCUGAGAGGGAAAUGUUGCUCUACAAAUUUUGAGAGAGAAACCAAAAGGAAUGAAUUACGUGAAUGAUGUUGAAGCUUUUCAUAGAUCUAGGAGUAUCUGUUGUGUAUAUUUCAUUGUAAAUGCUAAGACUUGAAGCAUCAGACUGGCAUACUUUACAUUGGUGCACUGAACCAGUGCAAGUCUGUAAACAUUGUAUUGCCUGCGUUUUACAGAUAUAUUGUAAAUCAUUAAUCAGCUGACUAUAUAGGCUUUGAUUGUAAUUUAAAGACAUUCAGAGAAGUUAUCUAGUCUUUUUUAUUUUCUGUCUUUCUUUAUUCAUAUUUUCCCCAGUCAAGAAGUAAGAGUUUUUCUUACUUCAGUCAUCCAGUAUAACUGGGAGAAAUCUUCUCUCAUGCAUAUAUCAUUGUACUGGCAUAGGCUUCUCUUUUUUAUUUUUAUUAUUCUUGUUCUUGUUCACACCUUUCCUGUAAAUACAAAGUGGCUAGUAUUAUAACAUUGCACAUAAUUUGCUUUCACUAGCACCCAAAAAAUUAUUUGUAUUUUUUAUUAAUGUUGAGAUUUCCAGCAGCUGGAAUUGUUUUGGCUUUAACAAGCACCUUAGUAAGAUGUAUAGUGUUACAUGUCUAAUGUGAAGACCAAGAUACUAGCAUGGAUGGUGUGGAUGCUGUCGUGUAUUGUUGUGUACGUGUUGAUCCACAAUUUUUGCGGGCACUUGCUCGUACAUUGGGGGGGAAUUGUUUGAGCACUGCAGUGUAGUUUUGAGCACCUCUGUGUUGGUUGUGUGCACUAGCUGGCAGUCUAGGGGGUUAGUUUUAAGGGGAAAAAGAAAAAAGAAAAAGUAAUAGAAAGACAGAAAGAGAAAAAAAGAGAGUUUGGUUUCAGUUUCAUUACAUGUCAGUUGUCAUAGCUCACUUGUCCUGGAGGAUCAGUGCCUUUCUAUUGUAUGUAGAUGCGUGUCUUCUGCACUUAACCAGGUGUUGGGUCGCAGACUGGCAGAGCUUAUGAUGUCGGCAUUGUCAACACUGAUGCUUUAGGCCUUUUGAGGGACAAGGAGCUGAGGCAGUAUUGGCACAUUGAACUCUUUUUUUUCUCUCUUUCUUUCUUUCUCUCUCUGUCUUUCUCUUUUUUCCUCCUCCUUCCUCUAAGCCUCCUAGGUGUUCUUUGUAUUGUCUGCACCUUUGCUGUUAUGAGAUGUAACUUUACUGCUUUUUUCAUUUAAUUAUUCUUCAAUGUCUUCUAAGAAUGCAGUUGUGAGUCACAUCAUCAUGAUGCAGUUGAAUAGUUUCUGUAGUGUUAACAGAAUUGGAAUCCAGUCAUGAGGCUUUCCUUUUGGUUCAGAGCUCUGCAUUAUGGGUCAAAAGGUUUGUAUGUAAAAUAAGGCGGUAGUAGGUCCGAGUUUGUGGGAAUAUAAAAGAGGGUAUUUUUGUUGAUGAUGAUAGCAUGCUAGGCAGAUGCAUUGAAGAUUUGCUAAAAAGACAAUCAUGUGAUGUCAAGGAAUCCUGUUUUUUUCUUCUUCAUUGAAAAGCAUAUUGCUGGGGGGGGAAAAAUAGAAAUAGAAAAAAAAAGAAACAGGUCCAGUAUUUCCUUGAGACAAAAGUUCUAACAGAUGCCGGAGAUCAGUGUCUGUUAAACAUCUUGAAUAUCAAAAUGAUUACUCAGUUGUUGAACUGCAGAAAAUAUUAAACUAGACUAUGCUUGUUAUCAAGGAUUAGAAUUUUAUAUUUUGCUUACCCAAGUUAUAAAAGAUUGUGAUACAAGUUAUACUGCGAUUAGCUUGGUACUGAAGAUAUAGCAAGGAGUAGUAGUGUGACGGGAGCUUCCAUGAGCAUUUUCCACUUACAAACGUGUUGAGAUUUUUUUCCUGUCCUUCUUUGAAGUGAAAUGGAUAAUGCAGGACCACAAUUGAUACGAUAAGAUUUAUUGACUUUGGAUUAAUCUUAGUCUAACUUUAGUGGUUCUCUUGUGAAAUUCAUAGCUUGUCCCCACAACAGUAAAUCUUGUAGCUGACCAAACUUAUUAUUGUGAGGGACAUAGAAAUAACCGGUUUUAAUUCAGUAGUGGAUUAGAUGAUAAAAGAUUUGGGAUACUGAGAGACAGAGUAAGAGGAUUUACUAUGUACUAUAAAGAGAGUGGGAGGCAUAUUCUCAUGCUCUUUUCAACAUAUGUUUUGCUGCUCCUGCUUCAGGUAGCUUUCAAGGAGGACCGUGAAAGUCGACUGAAAGGCUGAUUUCAGUUCACUCGUAUGAAUCUUGCUGUUUCCUCUUUGACUGUAAAGGGAUGUGUGCAUGCGUGUGUGUCAAUUUGCACUUCUCAUCACUUUAAAGAGAUUUACUUCAUGUCGAGCCUACAUAAUCUUGGCUGAGAAGUUUGAUUCAUCACAGAGGCAGAGAGAAGUAAUAUUCUAUGCACUUUUUGAACAUCCAGGUUAUCAAAGUUGGUAAGUACCACCAGAACUUUGAGACUUUGAAACUAUCCUUCACAUAUGAGUUUAUAUGCUGAAUUACUAGGGAAGAGGGCUUAUUAAUGGUGUCUUUAGUGGCACUUGGCCCAAAAAAUAAUGGCAAAAAAAUGAGGGACACCUUAGAAGUACUUUAUAAUGGCUUAUAAGUGGAAGGCAGUUUUAUAACCUCAAAGAACCAGUGGUAAUUCCCAAAUAUUCAGGUUUUAAUCUUUUCCUUCAUAUUGUUUAUAUUCCAGUAUGUAUAUUUUCUCGCAGUUUCAUUGCCUUUUUGGAGAACAGUCCAUUUUAUGUGCCCCUGGGUCUUUGUGAUAGCUUAACAUCUAUGAUGAGUUAAAUUGUGAAAAAAUUAAAUCUGUCUUAACAUGUAAAGAGGAAGUUGGCAAGAAGUUGAGUGAAAUGAAGUGAAUGACAGAUCAUAAAUACAUAAUAUGUAACCCGUAUAUGCUGGUAAUUUACCUCUCUACAAAAUAAACACACACACACACACACACACACACACACACACACACACACACACACACACACACACACACACACACACACACACACACACACACACACACACACACACACACACACACACACACACACACACACACACACACACACACACACACACACACACACACACACACAUAUGAAAUGAGACCAACAUUUGGUACUUAAAGGAAUGUUAAAAGUUUUGGAGUUUGUGCUGUAUUUCUUUACAUCAUUAUGGAUUAAAAUUUUCAGCACUAAAGAGGCUGACAUUUGUAAGAUAAGUAGGAAAUAUCCAUCUGUAAGCAUAAUAAGAGUGAGGCUGUGUAACCGGUUUAUUACCAUUUUCAGUAUAUUUUAAUACAAUUAGUUUACAUCAGAUUAAGUGUACUGAUACAUGUUAUCUUUAAUGCAGUAUAGUGACAGAUUUAACAAUAUUAACAAUUCUGAGAUUAACAAUGUAGUUAUAAUAUAGAUAAAUGUAACACAGUAACAAUUAAUGUCAGACAUUGGGCAUAAAAAACCUUUUUGUAAGUAACUUGUCCAGUUAUGAUGAAUUUGUAGGUGGCAUUAUAGAGUCAUAGCUUCAUAAUUCCAAAGUUUUAAAUGCCACUCUCUCACUCUAGCAACAUGAUGAUAGACAGAAGAAUAUUUGAUGAGUCUUCAUCAGCAACAGCAAGACACAGGUCCUUUUUAUUAUGCCUCGUCUUCGGUGUCACUUUCACGUCACUGGCUCGUUUUCUUCAAUGAUACCGCAUCACAGCUUCCAUUGGGCUGAAUGACUUCCCUAGGGGUUGUGUGUGCAUGUUUGUCAGGAGAAGGUUUUCUUGGUGUGUGCCCUCCAGUGAAUGUAGUUUUAAGUGAUGUGUUGUUAAGGAAGACUUCAUCUCACCUCACUAACAGAACUUGGAGGCAGGGUUGUUUUUAUCUUUUUUUUCGUGUGUGUGUUUGUUUCAGAUUCCUUUAUCUUUGUUGUGAUACCACUUGCUGAGUGAACUGUGAAGGGGUAUCUGCCACAGAUGUGACUGUUCCUUCUGUAGCAUUAAAUAUCUUUUGUGCAUAAUACGACAACAGUAAACUGCACGAGUCAUAUUGUUCUUUUCUCAGUUAUGCAAUCACACCCUUUUCUUUACAUCUCCAUUCUGUCUAUGGAUUUUGUUCUUCACUUCUCAAGAACUAUUUUGGAAUUGCUUAGAGACACUGUCCUAACAUUGUUGUUUUGUUUUUAGUAAAUAUUCAUCUAGUGUAUCUUUGCUGGCAUAUAGUGUAUUUUUGUUUAUUUGUUCACUUGGAUUUUUAGUCUGUCUAUUCCCUACUUGAUGAAAAGAUGUCAUUUUGUCCAUUCUCAAAUGUAUCCUUGUUCUAUUUUGCAAAAUUAGUUAUUUCUCUUUUAUUCAUGAUAAGUGUAAAUUUAUUAAUUUGUUCAUAUUUUUUUAUUAUUAUAGAAUAUUUUUUAUUAAUGAUUCUUCAUUAUUUCAAUUGCCGUAACUGGGUAGGUAGUUGCUUCAUUGCAUUAUAAUUUUAUUUCCAUUCGUCCUGCCUAUCUAGUCGCCUUUGUUCAAUGCUUUUUUCCUCUCUCUGUCUCUUACCGUGUUCUCUCACUCUCUCCGCCUCUCAGUGUUAGGGUUUUUGUGCCCCUCUGCCUCAGCGGGAAUGAGAAAGUCCUCACAUUCUGUCCUAGGGAUUUCUGCUGGGAUCUCAGAUCAUAUUGGUUAAGCAAAGGAUCCGGAAUGAGAAGUUCAGAGUCUGACUUCAUAUUAUUGUUAUUUUUUUUUAUGGAGAUAUAUGUACUUUUUUUCACCCUUUUUUUAUGCGUUUUUUGUUCACCUUUCUCUGUGUUGGUGUAUGUAACAGCUUUGGAAGGACAUUACACUUUUAAACUGUAGUGUGCUUGUGGGUGGGUGCUGUGCGUUGAUUGUGAUUUUGAGAGAGACAACUACAAACUUGUGUUUAUUUCUAGGUUUUAAACUCUUCUGGAAGAAAUUUUACGAAGACUGUGGUUAUCAUUAUUAUCAUUAUCAUUAUUAUUAAUAUUGUUAUUAUUACUAUGUUUCAUAUGGUAUGUUAUCAGUCUAUGGGAAUGUGUAAUGUGGAAUUAUGAAGAUAUACUAAUUUGUUAAUAUUUUGUGACAUAUCAUUGGGUCUUUGGUUACAUUAACCUUUGCUAGGAUCUAGAAGGCUCCUGUGUAUGGUUUGAAAAUGCAGCUUUUGGUAAAAGCUAUAAACUGCAGCUAAUAAAAACUUCAGCUUAGGGUCAAAACCUGCUUGCAGUAAAUCUGCAGAUCUCUGCUUUUGUUAAAAGGAUUGUAAACAUUUGAAAUAAUAUAUCAGUAACAGUGCAGCUUCAUGUUCAAAAUUGCUAAAAGAUAUCUAUAUAUAUGCCUGAAUCUGAAUUAUAUUGUAAAAAACAAACAAAAAAUAAAGCUUUGUCAAGAUUUAAUAUCAUAAAGGUGAUGUACAGAAUAAAGAAAUAUUAUAUAUCUAAAACUGAGAGAAUCUAUUAGGACAGCAAUGUCUGGACCUUGUAUGUAAGACUGAUUUAAAGGUCAAUAUUUGAGAUAAAGGACACUAUUUUCUCUUAA
Messenger RNA from Penaeus indicus, 13980 nucleotides. It is a transcript of the gene Syn1, whose product is annotated as beta-1-syntrophin-like. The coding region runs from base 41 to 1516 and encodes 491 amino acids. Gene Ontology annotation, molecular function: protein binding; structural molecule activity. The transcript is spliced from 9 exons. Gene Ontology annotation, cellular component: intracellular anatomical structure; dystrophin-associated glycoprotein complex. Lineage: Eukaryota; Metazoa; Arthropoda; Malacostraca; Decapoda; Penaeidae. The record is from RefSeq and is a predicted model, not a curated record.